Molecule: messenger RNA, 1069 nt
Organism: Argiope bruennichi
Lineage: Eukaryota; Metazoa; Arthropoda; Arachnida; Araneae; Araneidae
Product: ER membrane protein complex subunit 2-like
Exons: 9
Coding region: 127-984 (285 amino acids)
Biological process (GO): protein folding in endoplasmic reticulum
Cellular component (GO): EMC complex
Molecular function (GO): protein binding
Source: RefSeq, a predicted model, not a curated record
CUAUUCGUUUGAGCCGGAAAAAAAAUUUACUCAUAACCGUCACCACAAUAAGAAAUGUACAACUCAACUUAAAUAGCAAUAUCCUCCGUUUUCACGCAGACGGUUUCUCAUUUUAGUGUAUUGGCAAUGGAUUGGCAAGAAGCUCGGGAGACACUGAGACAAUGGCGAGAAGAUAAUAUGAGAUGUUCUGAAGAAGUGAUUGAAAUUUGGCAAGAUGUGCUAUCAAAUUAUACUCAUAAAGUUGGGGAUGAAAAAUGGUUAAUCUGUGAACAAGUGUGCCUGGCGGCAUUAGAUUGCCAUCGUUUAGAUAUAGCACAGGAAUGUCUAGAAACAUUAGACAAACAAUUUCCUGGAAGCUUUAGAGUUCGCAAAUUACGUGCAAUGGAGUUUGAAGCUCUCGAUAGGUAUGAUGAUGCUUUGAAAUUAUAUGAAAGUAUACUACAGCACGAUGAAUCAAAUUCAGUUAUAUAUAAAAGAAAAGUUGCUGUAUUAAAAGCCCAAAAUAAAAUUUCUGAAGCUGUGAAGGAGUUAACAGAUUAUUUAAAGAAAUUCAUGAGUGACCAUGAAGCAUGGAUGGAACUGUCUGAUUUAUAUCUAAUGGAACAAGAUUAUUAUAAAGCUGCUUUCUGCUAUGAAGAACUCAUUCUAUAUAAUCCCCAUAAUCAUCUGUAUCAUCAGAGAUAUGCCGAGAUUCAGUAUACCAUUGGUGGUUUAGAAAACAUGGAAUUAGCAAGAGCUUAUUUUGCACAAUCAAUCAAACUGAAUCCUCGUAACAUGCGAUCUUUAUAUGGAUUUUUUCUGGCUGCUACUAAUGUUGCUGCCUCUCCAAAGUGUUCUGCCCUCAAGAAAAAAGAGAAUCUCAAAUAUGCAUCAUGGGCUGCACUUAAGAUAGGACAAAAAUAUCAGGACCAAAUAUGUGAUGAUACCCAUGUGAAGUCAGUACAAGGCAUGCUUGGAUUGUUGACAUUAAAUUCUUCAACUUAGUUAAAUUAAUAAAUUUUAUAUUUUAUUAUAAAAUAUGUAAUAUAUAUUGUUUUGUUUUAUACCUCAUUAAAGAUCAUCAAUAUUA